Molecule: messenger RNA, 13129 nt
Organism: Saccoglossus kowalevskii
Lineage: Eukaryota; Metazoa; Hemichordata; Enteropneusta; Harrimaniidae
Product: cytoplasmic dynein 2 heavy chain 1-like
Biological process (GO): microtubule-based movement
Cellular component (GO): axonemal dynein complex
Molecular function (GO): minus-end-directed microtubule motor activity; ATP binding; ATP hydrolysis activity
Source: RefSeq, a predicted model, not a curated record
AGGAAAGCCGGGUUGUUAUCAAAUUCGUGCAUGAUAACCAUAGAGAUUUGGCAAGUCUCACGGUUUACAACGCAAUUUGGACAUAAUUUGCAGAGUUUUCACUGUGGACUUUGAAAUAAUAGAGGGUGUGAACACCACGCCGGCAACAUGCCUGCCGGGGACUCUAGGAAGGAGUUUAUCCUGACAACAAUCGGCAAUUAUUUUGGUAUUCAGUCUUCUGACUCUACAAUAUCGCAGUCAUUUGACUCAGAAGAGUUAAAUAAUUUUUUGGAUGAUGGUAACUGUGGCGUUCUGUCUGUCCGACUGGAAACUCAUGGAGGAACUAGAAGACUUCAACUUCUCAAUAAGGUGGUGCCGAGUGAUGCAAGAGAGAAAAUGUUGGUAUUUUUCAAAUUACAACCAGACGUGAUAAACCCUGAUAAUAUGCAUACUAAUGUAUUUGUGUCUUCAAUGCUGGACUCGCCUGUAAACGCCUUGUAUCACUCUGUGCAAAAAAUAUUUGCACCAUUGCUACUUGAAAAUGAGAAAUGGAGCCGUAAUUUUGAUCCCAAGUUACAAAGUUUAUUGAGCGAAUUGGAAGCAGGUCUUGGUAGCGUCAUUCGAAAACAAGACCCAGCAAUGCGAAGAGGCAAGGCAGAUGACAGUUUAGCAGGUAUCUUAACACCGCUGGAUGAAUUCCAGUACUGGGCAGAAGUAUCCCUGUCCAGCUCGAAGUUGGAAGACAAGGAGAGGGCACAACAUUUCCAGGAAUUAUUCCAACCAAUAUCUGGUGAAUACAGCAACCUGGAUGCAUUGUCACUAGUGGAAGGUUUGGAUUUAGUGGAGAGUACACAGGAUUGUUUGGAUGACAUAUGGAAACAGACAGAAUUUGAACAAUAUCCUGAAGCUAGGAUGAAGCACUUACUGGAAGUCUUUGGUGGAUCACUGGGUAGAUUUGUGCAGCGAAGACUCAGCACAUUUGAUAUAUGGCGUGAUCCAUUUCACAAAGUGAAAGAGGCACUCAGAUAUGGGAUAUCUAUCUGUGAACGUUGGGUGAUGGCAUGCGACACAUUGACUGUUCAGUACUGGAAACGAUAUCCUGCACAUCAAUGGAAAGGAGAGAAGUACAAUCCAGAAGGUGUCAUCAACUUAGGUGCAAGAUUAGAAGAGGUUUCCACACUGAGAACUGUCCAUGAACAGCUAGUAAGAUUACUGUCUAACAGUGAGCAACAAGAGCUACGUACAGCUGAUGCAUUUGCACCCUUUGCUGGGUUGAACCCCUUACAGUAUAAUCCAUAUACCCAACCACUAUGGAAGGCUGCAGUGGCACAGUAUGAACGAGCAAUGGUCCCAGCUGAACAGAGAAUUGCUGGUAAACUCAGAACCCAGUUCCGGGAAUUGGAGGCCAAUUCUCACCAAUUAUUAAGAGAAUUUCAACGAUACAAGGAAUUAGUGAAAAGACCAAAUAUAAGCAAAGAACUUGUAGCUGAAAGAGAGACAUUGCUUGGACAACUACAAGUAUACAUUAAGACUAUCAGAGAUGAUUUUGUCACCAGGACUAAUGAUGGUACUUCACCAGCAGGUAAAAACUUACCUGAAGUGGUUAACAAUAUUGUGUGGGUCAGACAGUUGGAAGCUAAGGUCGAGGACACAUCCAAAACAGCUGAAGCCUUGCUGGGUGAUUUGUCAGGCUUCAGUAAGUUCCGUCGAGAUGCUGCCAGCUUAUUGGAUGAAUUACAGCAAUGGAGACAAGAUCAGUUUGAAAAUUGGUCACAAGAUAUGCUAGAUGCAAUAAAUGAUCCUUACAAGCCUCUCAGUCUUCAGACAAGUGGAAAGCUGAUGGAAUUAGACCACAAGGAUGGAAAGUUAAAAGUACACUACAGUGAGAGACUAGUGACGUUACUGAGAGAAGUCCGACAACUGCAAGCUAUGGGAUUCCCAGUACCAGCUAAGAUCCAACACACAGCGGCUACUGCUCAGAAGUUCUACAGACAUGGUGUAAUCCUAAAACAGGUUGCCCAUUUCUACAACACCAUUGAUCAACAAAUGAUACCAAGCCAACAAGCCAUGAUGUUGGAUUCUGCUCUGGCAUUUGAAAAAAUCAUUAAAAAUCCCAAACCUGGUGCCAAAGCCAGUGAUGGUAAAGUACAGAUUACCUGGGACAAUCCUGAGGAACUGGAAGCCUACAUCUCUAAGCUACAAGCAGCUGCUGACAGAUUGACUUCAGAAAACAGAAGGUUACGCAAGUGUCACAACAUUGUCUGUGAUAAGGUAGUGACAAUGAUGGGUAUUGAUCUACUCAGACAACAAGGCAAAUGGAAAGAAGGAUUAAUGGAAAUCAGACAACUGAUGGCCAACUUAGUUCAGCAGGGUUUCCGUCCAGAGAACAUGAAGCCAUGGAAAGCUCACUGGGACAGACAAUUGUACAAAGCUUUAGAGCACCAAUAUCAGAUGGGAUUAGAAGCAUUGAAUGAAAAUUUACCUGAAAUUAAAGUUGAACUUACUUAUAGACAACAUCGUCUACAAUUCCGUCCACCUCUUGAAGAAAUCAGGGCCAAGUACUUCAGAGAAAUGAAGAAAUUCAUCUGCAUUCCAAAUCAUUUCAAAGGUGUGGGUGAUGGCGGAGAAAACCUCAUCUUUUCCAUCAUGAUUGAGAGAAACGCAGCAGGGUUCACCACUGUAUACCAUAAAGCUGAGGACCUCUUCAGGCGACUAUCCGCUGUAAAAGACAAAUUCAAGGACUGGGUAGUGCUUGGUGCCUUAGACUUAGACCAAGUAAUUGAUGAACAUUUACAUACUGUACCAGACUGGGAAAGAAAUUUCAAAUCCUUGAAGGCGAGAGGUAGAGAUGCCGAAAAAUUACCGAGUGUUAUAAAGGUUGACUGCAUCACAGUGUCCACCAGUCCAGUAAGAGCCACAAUUGAUGACCACGUUCAGAAGCUGUUUGAUUCAUUGUUGAGUUCGUUGAGGCGUGCUAUCAGCAACCAUACUACAGAAAUCGAGAAGUUCCUUGAUGAUGCGAUGGAGGCUCUGUCUACUAGACCACAGACGGUUGAAGAGAUUGGUGUGGCAAAUGCUAAACAUGGUGAGCUGUCUGCUAAAAAACCAGAGAUUGUACCACUGUUUGAGAAAGCUGAGACCAAGAAUAAGUUGUUGCGCUCAGUAGCUGGUGGUGGCAUGGAUUCCAUAUCACAACUACAAGCCAGGUGGGACAAGUUUGAAUUGAUGAUGGAGAGCCAUGAACUCAUGGUUAAGGAACAGGUGGAAGUAAUGAAAAGCAAUGUAGCAUCUAGAGUACAAGUUUUUGAACAAGAUCUUGACAAGUUUGCAGCACGUUGGCAUCAAUUGAAACCUAAAGAUGAUCUUUUGGACAGCUCUGACAAAGAUGCUUGCAUGCAGGCUGUAGCAUCCAUCAAAGAAAAACGAGCAGAGUUUGAUGAGUUGGAAAAAACUAAACUGACUCUUGAGAAUGAUUGCAAACAUUUUGGUCUGGAUGUAGCAACGUUCACUGUCGCUGAUGAAGUUCGUGUUGACUUGGCCAAGUACGAGUCCAUGUGGUGUCUGUAUGAAGAGUUCAACAAUGAGUUGCAAGAACUCGCCAAGGAAGACUGGAUCUCAUUCAGAUCCCGUACUUAUCUGUUUGAGGAAUUCUUGACUCAGUGGAUGGAAAAGCUACGUGCCUAUGAGGAACCAACUACGAUGACAGUUAGAUUAACAAAGGAUAUAGAAAAAUAUGGAAUUGUGUUACCAUUGCUGAAGUAUGUACGUGGUGAAGUACUCUCACAAGAUCACUGGUUGGAAUUGUUUAGAAUGUUACGUAUGCCUAGAGGUACAACGUUAGAGAAGCUGGUCUUCGGUGACAUUCUGACUGCAUCUGAUGAGAUUGUCAAGAAAGGAAAUGACUUAAAGGAACUAUUUGCCAGAGCUCAAGGUGAAGUGUCAAUACGUGAAGCUUUGAGAGAAUUAGAACUGUGGGGAGCUGCAGCACUGUUCCAGCUCACAGAGUAUGUAGAUAGUCAUAAAGAAACACUGGCAUUGAUUAAAGAUUGGAAGGAACUUGUUAACCAGGUGGGAGACAAUCAAUGCCUUCUGCAAUCACUGAAGGAUUCUCCGUAUUACAAGGGAUUUGAAGACAAAGCUACACUUUGGGAACAACGUUUAGCUGACCUUGACGAGUAUUUACACAAUCUAAACCAGAUCCAGAGGAAAUGGGUCUAUUUGGAACCCAUCUUUGGUAGAGGUGCACUGCCAAAAGAACAACCACGUUUUAAGAGAGUAGAUGAUGACUUUAGGUCUAUCAUGAUGGAUGUAUCGAGGGACAAUAGAGUUCUGUCCAUGGUGGGUAGACCAGGUCUUAGAAAUACACUUAUAACACUGCUUGACCAAUUACAAAGAUGUCAAAAAUCACUCAAUGAAUUCCUAGAGGAGAAACGUUCUGCCUUUCCACGAUUCUAUUUCAUUGGUGAUGAUGAUUUGUUGGAGAUACUUGGACAGGCCACCAAUCCUGUUGUUAUCCAGUCUCAUUUGAAGAAACUGUUUGCUGGUAUACACAGUGUCAAGUUUGACGAAGGCAACCAACAGAUCCUGGCAAUGAAGUCCCUGGAGGGAGAGGUUGUGCCACUUAGGAAACCUGUUACUAUUACACCUGAAGUGGAGAACUGGUUGAGUCGCUUGUCAGACGAGAUGAAAGAUACAUUGCAACAAUUGUUGUUGGAUUGUAUUAAGGCAGGCAAGGGAAAUAACAGUGCAGGUGUAGAUCCAAACAAAUUCCCAUCACAGGUUCUGUGCUUGGCUGAACAGAUCCAGUUCACUGAGAGAUGUGAGGCUGCUAUUAAAGAGAAUGCUUUGCAGGAAUUCAUGAUAGAGAUUGAGUCUCAGCUGGAGUCCUAUACCAGUGUGGAUAUAGCAUCCCAUGAAGAUACCCAUGUUCUUGAAUUAAAACUCAAGGCUUUGAUCUUAGAUGUAAUUCAUGCCAUGGAUAUUGUCCAAGCUUUGCUGAAUGAUAACGUACAUAGCGUAUCAGAUUGGACAUGGCAGAAACAACUGAGAUAUUAUCUAGGAAGAGAUGGUUUGGCUCUAAUGAGAAUGGUGGAUGCUGAGUUCGAUUAUACAUAUGAGUACCAAGGCAAUGCUGCUAAAUUGGUGCAUACUCCACUGACUGACAAAUGUUACUUAACGCUAACCCAGGGAAUGCAUAUGGGGUUGGGAGGCAAUCCAUAUGGGCCAGCAGGUACUGGUAAAACUGAGUCAGUCAAGGCACUGGGUGGAUUAUUUGGUAGACAGGUCUUAGUCUUCAACUGUGAUGAGGGUAUUGAUGUGAAAUCAAUGGGUCGUAUUUUUAUUGGUCUGUGCAAGUGUGGUGCAUGGGGUUGUUUUGAUGAGUUCAAUCGAUUAGAGGAAGCCGUGUUGUCAGCCGUGUCUAUGCAGAUCCAGACAAUACAAGGUGCCAUUAAAAACAGAAACCCCACAAUGGAACUAUUGGAAAGAACUAUUGACCUGGAUCCAAACUCUGGUAUCUUUAUCACCAUGAACCCUGCUGGUAAAGGGUAUGGUGGCCGUCAAAAACUACCUGACAACUUGAAACAGUUAUUCCGUCCAGUGGCCAUGUCCCGUCCUGACAAUGAACAAAUUGCAGAGGUCAUUCUUUUCUCAGAGGGCUUCAAAGAAGCCAAAAGUCUGGGUAGGAAGUUGGUGGCAGUAUUCAACCUUUCAAAGGAAUUGUUGACACCACAGCAGCACUAUGAUUGGGGUCUGCGUGCAUUGAAGACUGUACUUAGAGGAUCUGGUAAUCUACUACAACUUGCUAAGAGGAAUACCACAGAUAAGAUUGAUGAAAGCAAACUAGUGGUACAGGCUGUACGUGUCAAUACACUAUCUAAACUGACAUUUGCUGAUGGUAAAAGAUUUGAUUCCUUACUCAGAGAUGUUUUUCCGGGUGUUGAGCUUAAAGAUAUUGAGUAUGAGACCUUGGCAGCAGCUCUCAGAGAAGUGUGUAAGGAGCUACACCUGGUGGUAGCAGAGCAGCAGAUCAAGAAGGCUUUGGAGCUGUAUGAGCAGCUAAGACAACGUAUGGGAGUGGUAAUCGUGGGACCCAGUGGAUCCGGCAAAUCUACACUCUGGCAGAUUCUGAGACUGGGUAUGGCCAAGAUUGGACAGGUGGUCAAACAGUAUACUAUGAAUCCGAAAGCUAUGCCAAGAACACAGUUACUUGGUCAUAUCGACAUGGACACAAGAGAGUGGUCUGAUGGAGUGCUGACUAGCAGUGCCAGACAGGUUGUCAGAGAACCACAAGAAAUUCAGUCAUGGAUAAUCUGUGAUGGUGAUAUUGACCCUGAAUGGAUCGAGUCAUUGAACUCUGUACUGGAUGACAACCGAUUACUAACCAUGCCAUCUGGUGAACGUAUCCAGUUUGCUCCUAAUGUCAACUUUGUGUUUGAGACUCAUGAUUUAAGCUGUGCUUCUCCAGCUACAAUAUCCAGAAUGGGUAUGAUUUUCCUCAGUGAUGAGGACACUGAUGUCAAAGCACUAGUUACAUCUUGGUUAGCAAAACAACCAGAUGAUGCACAGUCCAGAUUACAAGGCUGGAUUGAAGAUUACUUUUACAAAGGUCUGGAAUGGGUGAUUAAACAGAACGACAUGGUGGUGGAGACCAGUCUGGUUGGUGUGGUCAUCAAUGGCUUAUCUCAUUUGCAUGGAUGUGUUAGCAAAGCACAUUUCAUUGUGGCACUCAUUAGAGGGUUAGGUGGUAACCUCAAUGAGAAUAGUAGAUUGGCAUUUGCAAAAGAGGUUUUCCAUUGGGCACAUGAAAUGCCACCUGACCAGAAAAAACUCUUGGACACGUAUUACGAUGAAGACACUGGAAGACUAAUGUCUUACCAGUUAGAUGUCCGUGAGCUGACAGCCGAAGAUUUCAGCUCAGUCAACGGUUCACUGCCAGUUAUAAGAACCACAGAUGUGCAGAGAUGUUUAGAUAACCUGAAACCAUGGUUACGAGCAGAACAUAAACAACCAUUCAUUUUAGUCGGCCCUGAUGGUUGUGGUAAAGGUGAAAUGAUAUUAAAGCACUGUUUUGAGUUGUUGAGGUCGACCCAGAUUGCCACCAUACAUUGCAGCGCACAGACGUCACCAUCCCAUGUGUUACAGAAACUAGCUCAGACAUGUAUGGUUAUCAGUACCAACACUGGUAGAGUGUAUAGACCAAAAGACUGUGAGCGUCUGGUCUUGUAUCUCAAAGAUAUCAACCUACCAAAACCUGAUAAAUGGGGUACCAGUCAGCUGAUUGCAUUCUUACAACAGGUGCUGACAUACAAAGGGUUCUAUGACAGUAAUUUGGAAUGGGUUGGAUUGGAAGGGGUUCAGAUAGUUGCUAGUAUGAAUGCCGGUAACACACUUGGAAGACAUCGACUGACAAGUAGAUUCACAUCCAUAGUACGCAUAUGCUGUAUAAGUUACACAGAUAUUGAUCAACUUCAGUCGAUCUAUGGUGCGUAUUUGACACCUGUCCUGCAUCGUAGUCUGCAAUCACAUCCUGUUUGGGCAUCAUCAGCUAAAGUACAUCAAUUGGCUGGCUCCAUGGUUCAAGUAUACGAACAGACUCGACACAAGUUCUCAGUUGAUGACUACAGUCAUUAUCUAUUCACUCCUCGUGAUUUGUCACUGUGGGUUCUGAGUCUACUGAGGUAUGAUCUGAAUGCAUCUGCAUCUGAGAGCAGCAGUGAUCAUGUGUUAGAAAUAUGGGCGUAUGAAGCAAGGAGACUGUUCCGCGACAGACUAGUUGGCACCGAUGGUCUUGCAAAGUUUGACAAUAUCGUGAUGGGUGUAUUGCAGUCUGAUUGGAGUGCUGGCCACUUGCUGGAUAGGCUAGAAGCUGCUUUCUAUGUGACAUGGGGAGCCAGAGCUGACAGUGGGCUAUCAGCACCAGGUGCACCAUUACCACCCAAUGGUAAACCACUAGGAAAACUGAAUAAAGAUGAUCUUAGAGAGGUGAUCAAUAAAGGAUUGGUACAGUAUGGUCGUGAGAACAGAGAACUGGACAUCAUCUUGUUCAGAGAGACCCUUGACUUCAUGGCUAGAGUUGACCGUGUUCUAACACUUCCCGGUGGUUCACUGUUGAUGGCUGGUAGGAGUGGUGUUGGUCGACGUACUGCCGUAACUGUUGCUUCAUACAUGCACCGUAUGCAGUUGUUUACACCAAAGAUUGGCAGAGGAUAUGCAGUUAAACAUUUUAAGAAUGAUCUUAAGACAGUGAUGCAGCUUACUGGUGUUGAAGGAGAACAAGUGGUCUUACUACUAGAGGAUCACCAGUUUGUAGAACAACAGUUUUUAGAGUUAAUUAACAGUCUGCUAGCUGCUGGUGAGGUACCUGGCUUGUACACACCUGAAGAGCUGGAACCCUUGCUGUCACCACUCCGUGACCAAGCAUCAGAAAUGGGUUUUAGGGGCACAUUGAUAAACUAUUUCGCUUCACGUGUGCAGACAAACCUCCAUAUUGUGCUAGUAAUGGAUAGUUCAAACACCAAAUUUUCAGUCAAUUGUGAAAGCAAUCCAUCAUUCUAUAAGAAAUGUUCAGUACAGUGGAUGGACAGCUGGAGUAGAGAGAGCAUGCUUAAGAUUCCUAAGAUCUUACUAACUCGUGCACCAAAGGUAGAAGGUGCAUCUCUGGCCAGCAAAGAUAAACAGCGUAAGCGUAAACUAUCCGGUGGUGAUGAACUACUCAAGAACUUUCUACAGAUUCAUGAAUCAAGUGGGAGGAUUAUGUCGACUCCACGUCGUUACAUGACGUUCCUUUGUACAUACAUGUCUGUGUAUGGGAAUAAGAAACAACAUGUUGAAAAAAGACAGCACCAUUUACAGGCUGGGUUAUCCAAACUGAAUGAAGCAUCUGCUUUAGUGGAAGAACUGAAGAGUAAAGCCGCCCAGCAGAGUUUGUUACUAGCCCAGAAACAAGAAGAAGCUGAUACAGCACUGGGUGAGAUCACUACUAGUAUGCAGAAUGCCAGUGAACAAAAAAGUGAGAUGGAAACACUGAAAGCUAAGACUGCAGAAGAGAAUGUAAAACUAGAGAAGAGAAAGAAAGCCAUCGAUAUUGAAUUAUCUGAAAUUGAACCAUUAGUGAGAGAAGCUAAACAGGCUGUGGGUAACAUCAAAUCAGAAAGUCUGAGUGAAAUCCGGGCACUGCGUGCACCACCUGAUGUGAUUAGAGAUAUUCUAGAGGGCGUACUCAGACUAAUGGGCAUCUUGGAUACAUCAUGGAACAGUAUGAGAAGCUUUUUAGCAAAAAGAGGUGUGAAGGAAGAAAUCUCCACUUUUGAUGCUCGUAAAAUAACUCCAGAUAUUCGAGAGGGAUGCGAGGACUUGCUGCAGAAGAGAGGGAGUUCCUUUGAAGCAAAGAAUGCCAAACGUGCCAGUGCUGCCGCUGCGCCAUUGGCUUCCUGGGUUAGAGCUAAUGUCAAGUACUCCUAUGUAUUAGAAAAGAUUGAACCUCUAGAGACGGAACAAAAUCAGCUCAGAAAGAAUCUGCAGAAAGCAAUGUCUAGAAUGGAGAAACUCCAGAAAGGUCUAGAUGAAGUGGAUAGGAAGGUAUCGGAACUGAGAAAUAAAUUUGAGAAACGUACAACGGAAGCUGCCAAGUUGAAAUUAGACUUAGAUAAAGCCCAGGAUACUAUACAGAGUGCGGAGACGCUGGUUGGGAAGUUAGAAGGUGAACAUCAACGCUGGAAUGAGCAGGUUAAGGAGUUAGCAGAAGAACUAAAGACCCUGCCAAAGCGUGCUCUUCUAGCUUCUGGCUUCAUCACUUACCUGUCAUCAGAACCGGAGGACAUCCGACGCAAUAAACUGUUACUGUGGAUGGAGUACACAGGUCUGAAUCAGUUUGAUUUGAGACGAUUCAUGAGCACAGAGAGUGAGCAGUUGAUAUGGAAAAGUGAAGGAUUACCGGGUGAUGAGUUGUCAAUGGAGAAUGCCAUGGUUAUAUUGCAGAGUUCACUUCGACCCUUCUUAAUUGAUCCAUCAUCCAGAGCUACUGAGUGGUUGAAAUCUCAUUUAAAAGAAUCCAGACUAGAGGUUGUUAAUCAGCAGGAUGCUAAUUUCACAACAUCAUUAGAGUUAGCUGUGCGUUUUGGAAAAACUUUGAUCAUUCAGGAAAUGGAUGGUAUUGAACCAAUUUUGUAUCCCAUUCUUAGAGGAGAUCUGAUCAGUCAAGGACCCAGGUAUGUUGUGCAGAUUGGUGAGAAAGUGAUUGAUUAUAAUGAAGAUUUCCGUCUCUUUAUGACGACCCGUAAUCCAACACCAGAAAUUCCUCCAGAUGCUUCAUCUAUUGUAUCUGAAGUCAACUUUACAACCACUAGAGCUGGCCUCACAGGACAGCUUUUAGCAACAACCAUUCAACAUGAAAAACCUGAACUGGAAGUCCGCAAAACUGAGUUACUGAGAACUGAGGAAGAAUUGAAGAUACAGUUGGCACAACUAGAGGAGUCGUUGUUACAAAAACUUGCCCAAGCUGAAGGUAAUAUACUGGAGAACAAAGAUUUGAUUGAGUCCUUAAACAAGACAAAGGCAAGCAGUAUGACUAUUGCUGAAUCUCUGACCGAGUCAGUGAGACUGCAGUCAUCAUUAGACCAGGAGAGGAAUACUUACCUACCAUUAGCAGAGAGUGGAAGCACGUUAUUCUUUGUGAUCAGUGACUUGGCUAAACUUAAUAACAUGUAUAGGUUUAGUCUUGGUGCAUUUCUGAGACUUUUCCAGAGAGCGUUACAGGCCAGAACGGAUGGUAGUAGUACUGAGAUGCGGAUAAAAACACUCAGUAGUUCACUACAGAACCUUGUCUAUGAAUACGUAUGUAGAUCAUUAUUCAAAGCCGACAGGUUGAUGUUUGCAAUGCAUAUGGUACAUGGUACUUACAGAAACAUGUUUGAAGAAAAUGAGUGGGAAACUUUCCUUGGUCUGAUUGUAUCUGAUGUGAAAUCUGACAUGUCAAGACACUCCAGAGAAAUGCCAUCUUGGAUAGAUCAAGAAAGACACACUGCUGUAACACUGCUAAAGACUACUUUCCCAAACUUCUAUCAAACUCUAUGCCUGGAAGACAGUGAUCUGUGGCUGUCAUUCUCCCGGAGUUCUCAGUGUGAACAGGAAUUCCCACCAGCCUUGCUGAAGAAAAUUACACCAUUCCAACAGGUAUUAGUGGUACAAGCAAUAAGACCUGACAGACUACAGAGUGCUAUGAUUCUAUUUGCAUCAAGAUCACUUGGAAUGAAGGAGUUAUCACCACCAGCAUUGAACUUGAAAAGAUUACUAAAUGAGACGGUCUCUACAGAACCUAUCUUGAUUAUCAUAUCACCUGGUGCUGACCCAUCUCAAGAACUAUUGGAGUUAGCUGAUGAAGUCGUAGGACCUGAACGAUUCCAUCAAGUUGCUAUGGGUCAAGGGCAAGCUGACAUUGCUAUGCAAUUACUGCACGAGUCUGCUCGUAAUGGUGAAUGGUUGUGUCUGAAGAAUCUCCAUUUGGUAACAAGUUGGCUGCCAUUGCUGGAGAAGGAGUUGAAUUCUUUAGAACCGCACCAAGAGUUCCGUUUGUGGGUAACUGCUGAGGUCCAUCCCAAAUUCCCAACAAUUCUUCUGCAGUCAAGUCUCAAAGUUACAUAUGAGGCACCUCCUGGUAUCAAAAAAAAUCUGCUGCGUACAUAUGAAUCAUGGUCACCAGAAUUCAUUGCUAAAGGCAGUAACCCAGUGAGAGCACAAGCUUUGUUUGCGUUGGCGUGGUUCCAUGCAGUCAUGCAAGAAAGGAGAAACUACAUCCCGCAAGGAUGGACCAAAUUCUAUGAGUUUGCAAUGUCUGAUCUGCGUGCUGGAGCUGAUAUCAUUGACAGACUAGGAAGCAAGGAAGAUCCGUGGAAGUUUGUACAUGGUUUAUAUGAGAACGCCAUCUAUGGUGGAAGAGUUGACAACCCGUUUGAUAUGAGAGUACUGAUAUCGUACUUGGAACAAUACUUCAACAAGGAAGUGUUGUCUGGCAGUGGUUCACGUGGCAGAGGCAAACGACUGGUGUCUAAUAUUAAUCUACCUGGUACCUGCCACUACAGGGAUUAUGUAGAUUUAAUACAAUCUCUACCUGAGGAGGAUAAACCCCAGUAUUUUGGUUUACCAGCCAACAUAGAAAGAUCAGCUCAGCGUACAAUCAGUAUACAAGUCAUCUCUCAGUUGAAAGUAUUGAUGAGAUCUGAUGUAGCAGAGGGCAAGUUCGAUAAAGAGAAAUGGGCCAAUGAGUUGACUCCUAUACUUAAUCUGUGGAAGAAGCUGAAUCAGGGUUCCCACUUGAUACAGAUGAAGGUUGAAGCACCAAGUGAUAAGACUGGCAAUGUGGCUCCUAUCAAUUCAUUUAUCCAGUUAGAAAACUACAAUGCUGUUAAGUUGGUUCAGUUUGUGCAUUCUACUCUAGCUAGACUCAGUAAAGUUAUCCGAGGUACCAUGUUAUUGACAACUGAAGUACAGGCGAUGGCUACAUCCUUGCUUAAACAAGAGACACCAGUCAGCUGGCUGAGUAAAUGGGACGGACCUGAAGACCCAAUACACUUUCUCAGAUCAUUAGUAGCCCGUACAAUGGCCAUACAGAACUGGGUAGAAAAAGCUGAGCAUGGAACAUUAUUGUCCAGUAGUUUAGAUAUGUCUGAUUUAUUUCAUCCGGAUACCUUCAUAAAUGCUCUUAGACAACAAACUGCUAGAGAGACUAAGACCUCCAUGGACAAUUUGAAAUUUGCCUGCACAUGGCAAGGUGGAAUAUCUGGAGCCAGAACACAAGUAAAAGUGAGUGGUCUACAGCUAGAAGGGUGUACAUUUGAUGGUAGACAUUUAUCUGAGAAUCAGAGAGAUUCCUCCAGUGUAUCAGCUAUACCUGAAUGUACAGUUGCUUGGAUAAUGAAGGAUAUGCCGAAUCCGUACAACCUGGAUGAGUGUAUAUCUCUACCUAUAUACUUCAGUGCUGAACGUGAGAAGAUUGUAACUCAUUUGAAUAUACCAUGUGGUGGUGGCCAAUACCAAUGGAUUCAGACUGGGGCAGCUCUGUUCUUGAAGAGUCAAUAAAAUAUAUGCCGCUCAUUACAGUGAUGUAGUAAUAAUUUCAUUCGAUAUAUGUAUUACUUAUCAUGAUUGCUGUUUC